CCGUUCAGAGGCUGAUGAAACUGAAAGUGCCGCAGCAGCGAUUGCUGCUUCAGGCCCGGGAGAUUAUUUCACCUUCAACAACUGUGCGGAGAGGAGGGGAAUCAGGUGGCGGUGGUAGGCAGACAAAGAGAGUGAGCUUUAAAACAGUGCGACAUGAACGGAGGAGUAGACUGGGUCCUCUCGGAGGAAGUGAUCGAUCUCACCAGAGGACCGUCAGGAUUGGGCUUUAACAUCGUUGGUGGGAUGGAUCAGCAGUACAUUGCCAAUGACAGUGGCAUCUACGUCAGCCGGAUCAAAGAAGAUGGGGCUGCCGCCCUUGAUGGCCGAUUACAAGAGGGAGACAAAAUUUUAGUGAUUAACGGCAGGGACCUGAAGAACUUGCUGCACAAGGAUGCUGUGGAACUGUUCAGGAAUGCAGGCCGCGACGUUUCUCUGAAAGUUCAACACAGGUUGCAGCCACAGAAUGGUCCAGCUGGUCACAGAGGAGAUGGAGAACCAGAUGGUAUUCCCCUAGCUGUCAUUUUGGUGCCAGUAUUGGCCAUUGCAGUGGCUACAGUGUGGGCCUUCAUGCGGUAUCGACAGCGGAUGUGAAACAUUCCCCUCCGAAGAUCUCUGUGCAUAUAUAUUCCACAGCUACAUUAUAAUUUAAAGAGAGAAUCAACAGUUUUAUCCUGGACUAAUGCCACAAAGGAUUGUUGCCUCUUGUAAAGCUGCUGAUGAUGUUCACUAUGUUCUGAUUUUUCUUGUGGGGUUGAUGGAGGAAGGAGGUAAAUGGGGAGGUGAGAUCAGCGUGUGUAAACAAAUAUGCCAUUUUCACUGAUCCCAUGGAAGUUUUGCCAUCCCCUUUCUCAUACCAUGAACUUUCAAACACUUAUUAUGUAUUUUAGGAUGUGACUUUGGGGGGAGAAGGCUGUGGGUGUGUUUUUUAAGAGCAAAACUUUUAUUUUGAGAAUUUCCUUGUUCUCAUCUCAUUCCUCCUACAACCAGUGAUCAACCUCCCUGAAUCAAGAAUGAAGAGGAGUGUGCACUGUUUUUAUUUUCUUCUUUUGGGUAGGGUGGGGUGAUUAAAUAAAUGCCUUAGAGAAAUGUAUACCAUCUAAUCUGGUUUCCCACUUAAAGUUCCCAGAGGAGCUGCUGUUGUAAAACAAAUAUGCAAUAUCAGUGAGGUGUUGUACUGGCCCUGGAAAGGUAGGAGGCAGCAUCGGGUAGAAGGAGAGAGGAGUAAGGAUAGAAGGCUCAGGAAUGAAGAACCAAAGAAUUGUAACAGGAGGCUUUUGACAAAGUGCUAGGAUACUGGAGAGACACCCAAUAGCAUCAGAAAUAGCCCAAUGAGGGGAGAGAGUAACUGUUGGAGCUGCAGAUAGGUCUCUAAAGUGGAGGUAAACCAACAGCAUGUUUAGUCUAUGGAGCUACCAGAAGCCCCAUCUCUCAGGUUACAGAAUAACUUUUGGAGGCAGGGGAUGGAAAUAGAACACUCAUUUUAUCCAGACUUAUUGCAGCAGCUGACCUGCUGUCUGCAGUGUCCUGCAGCCUGGAAGACCUUAGCGUGAGGUGGUCCAUGGUAUGGUCUUGGUCCAUCUAGGCUAUUGCUUGCUUGCUGAGGCUCUGACAUGGCUGCUGGGGAGUUACACCAAUGGGCAAAGCAUGGGAUGGAGGAGGAAGAUGCACAGUCCUGGUAGGUAUUCUGCCCCCCCGCAAGAAGAAUCUAGUGUGGCUACAGAAGGGGGACAGGGAAGGCUUGGUAAGAAAGAUGAAUUGGCAAAAAACAUACAAUGCCUUGCCACAAAGGAGAACAACGAAGCCUACUGGGGUGUUUAACAGGCUGCUAGUUCUAUAAUAAUGCUGGGGGAAAUGAGCAAUACCAUGUUCCUAUGAGAGAGUAAAGCUUGCUGGUAUCGACUGAAGGAAGCCAGAGUCGCUCUAUUGAGGUAGCGGGGAGGAGAAUACGCACAGGAUGUCAGUGCUUCAAGGCACUUUAAUCUUUUGUUUUUUAAAUAGGCUGUAGAACAAGCCACUUGUAGGUGCUUGAUGUAGCCUCUGAACCAUGCUUGUUAGGCCACAGUGCCUGGAAGAAAUGUGUGUGUGUGUGUGUGUGUGUGUGUGUGUGGUAGAGUGUUUAGUGAAUAAGACUGUGAAGCGGGAGACCAUCUCUGGAAAAGCUGUGAUUGAAUUUUAUCUGCAGGAUUGUAACUCCUCGCUCUGUCUGGUUUUAAACACAUCAGCUGACCUCAGUGGAGUAAGACCUGUUUUUCUUGUCUCCCAGAAAGAAUGUGUUCUUUUGUAAAAAGACAAGUGAUAUGUAUUGUCUGUAUAAAUGCCAAAAAUCACAUAUGCAGUAUAUGUAUACAAACAAGAGA
This is a messenger RNA of Emys orbicularis (European pond turtle), 2357 nucleotides long. RefSeq names its product synaptojanin 2 binding protein (gene SYNJ2BP). Gene Ontology annotation, cellular component: neuron projection; postsynaptic density membrane; basolateral plasma membrane. The record is from RefSeq and is a predicted model, not a curated record. The transcript is spliced from 4 exons. The coding region runs from base 154 to 591 and encodes 145 amino acids. Gene Ontology annotation, biological process: cell-cell adhesion; receptor clustering; chemical synaptic transmission. Gene Ontology annotation, molecular function: protein binding. Lineage: Eukaryota; Metazoa; Chordata; Testudines; Emydidae.